AUGGAAGUGCAUCGCAGAAGUCUGCUGACCACAGCUCGACCAUAUCUGCACGUAUUUUCCAUAUUCGGACUUACUCCUCCGCCCCUUUUUUUCGCCAGGACAUUGCACAGGCGACGUAGGGGCUGCUUGGUGGCAGGAUACUCGUGCUUUUCAAUUGCAAUCCUUCUGUUGGUCAUCUACGAGUGCUACGCGAACAUCAUCGCCUUAAACCGGGAUCUACAUCAGUUCCACACGGAGGAUUUUAGCAAAGUAAUGGGAAGCACGCAGAAGAUUCUUGUCGUGGCCAUAACUUCUUGUAACCAACUCAACAUGCUGCUAAACUUUGGCCGCCUCCGACAUAUCUAUGAGGAAAUUGCGGAACUGGAGGAUCAGAUAGACAAUGCUUGGAGAGAUUUAAGUGGACGGAGAAACUGGUGGAGCUUACGGUUCCGAUUGGCCUUUGCAGUGGCAUUAUGGAUGGUAGUGCUCGUGGCCCUUGUACCACGUUUUACGCUUGCGGGUCUAGGACCCCACCUCCACUGGGCCAAUAAAGUAUUCACCGAAUUCAUUCUGGUAAUGCACCAGUUUAAAGGUUCGGAGUAUUGCUUGUUCGUACUGCUAGUCUACGAGCUGAUUCUCCGAGUGCGCCAUACUCUCGACCAGAUCUAUGUUGAACUUGAGGACUGCGAUUGCAGGGAUAGGAUUCAGGAGCUUUGUGUGGCUCUCAAACGGAAUCAGCUGAUGGUUGGCCGCAUAUGGAAACUAGUGGGUGAGAUUGCCACGUAUUUCACCAUCUCCAUGAUGGAAUUAUUUGUAUACAACGGACUGACUAUCCUGCACAUCGUCAACUGGGCUCUCAUCAAGUCUAUCAAUCCACGCGAUUGCUGCCAGUAUAUGCGAGUCGGUACUUGUUUUUUACUAUUGAUCACCAUAUAUUUGUCCUGCUUUUACAGUGAGCUCUGCAUUAAAGCGUACAAUAGCAUCCCACGCAUUCUUCAGCAAAUGGGUUGCUUCCCUACAGCCGAAAAUUAUUCAAUGCUAAAAAUGGGCCUAAGGGAAUACUCAUUGCAAAUGCAACACCUUAAGCUCCAAUUCAACUGCGGCGGGUUCUUCAAUAUCAACCUCAAGUAUUUUGGAGGGAUGGUGGUCACUAUAUUCGGCUAUAUCAUUAUUUUAGUACAAUUCAAAAUUCCAGUUAUGGAAAUGAAAUAUCGAGAAAAUAUUAAUAUUAGCGAAAUGACAACAGGAAUGUUGAGCUUGUGA
Drosophila elegans is the source of this 1242-nucleotide messenger RNA. Its product is annotated as putative gustatory receptor 98d. Gene Ontology annotation, biological process: sensory perception of taste. Bases 1 to 1242 code for a protein of 413 amino acids. Gene Ontology annotation, cellular component: dendrite; neuronal cell body; membrane. The transcript is spliced from 4 exons. NCBI's taxonomy places the organism in Eukaryota, Metazoa, Arthropoda, Insecta, Diptera, Drosophilidae. The record is from RefSeq and is a predicted model, not a curated record. Gene Ontology annotation, molecular function: sweet taste receptor activity.